AGUUGAUGACAGGGUAAGUGACAGCUGGAAUAGUUGUCAUUCUGGCGAGCCAGGAUGAUAGUGAAGGAGAAAAAUUUCUUAUCAUCAUUAUUUCCCCUAUAAGGUGGGUUAUAAGCAUGAGGGAGGUGAAGAGCAAGGGGUGAUUUGGUGAAGAAAAAGGAUUAGUAGAGCGGUCAGUUGUCAGAAGAUGGAGUUGGAUGAAGUAAUCAGAGAAAGGAGACGGGGUGUUGUAUUUGAUUUGUUGAGAGGUUUGUUAUGGGUUUUUGUGAAACAAGGAGAAGAUGCAAUUAGUUUUUUUUUUUUUUUUUCCUGGUUUAUCUAAUGACCCCUAUUUCUUCUUUUUUUUUUCCCCUCUCCUCUAUGUUUUAUAUCUCGCAUAUUUUCUUUUCUUUUAGGAUUUACACAGUUGUUCUAGGUUGUAAGAUUUUCUCUCUUCUUUCACCUAUAUUUGAUAUAUUUUUAUUUAAGUUUUAUAUGGGAAGGAAAUCUUAAUACUUUGGAAUACUGUUGAUAAGAAUUGACUAUAGUAGAGGAUUUAAAUUUAGUUGAAUUUGGACUGCUUUUGUUUUCUCAGUCUGAUUUGCUGUGCUUUUAUUGGUGGAUAUCAUUUACCAUUUAAAAUCCAAUAGACAUCCAACCAAGGUAAGUACAUCCCUCUCUAAAUUCAUGUUACUUUUCUCCUCUGAAGAGAAUAAGAGUUGCAAAUGUUUGCUUGAUUCGUACCAAUGUUUUUGAACCCGGCCCGGUGGCUGGCCCGGUUUGGCCACUGGGUCCGGUUCAACCGGUUGAACCGGUUCACCCGACCGGUUCAACCGGUCAACUAAAAAACUUUUUUUUUGGGCAUUUUUAUUGAAUUUUGCUUUUAUACCUUACCUUCACGGUUUCACCCGAAAACGAUACAGAUCGUUUUGAGCAGAACAGACGAGGGAGAUGAAGAUGAUCGGCGAAAGAGAAGAAGUGCAGCGGCGGAGGAGAGGAUCGGUGGACGGUCGGCGGAAAAGAAGAUCGGCGGACGCUCGGCGGAAAAGAAGAUCGGCGGACGAUUGGCGGUGGAGAAGAUCGGCGAACGAUCGCGGAAGAAAAGAUCGGUGGACCAUCGGCGGACAAGAAGAUCGGCGGACGAGAAGAUCGGUGGAAGAGACGAUCGGCGGACGGUCGGCGAAUGAUCGGCGGACGAUCGGCGGACGAUCGGCGGAGAAUCGGCGAACGAGAAGAUGAUGAAAAUUUCAGCCCGGCGGGUUGCAGCGGGUCGCAAGAGUUCAACGGGCGGGACGGGUCUGACGGGUUUCAACGGGUUUCAACGGGCCAUUUGCUUAAACGGGCCGAAGUAUGCACUCGGCCCGUUUUCAGGUCCGGGUCCGGUUCAACCGGUUCAACCGGCCGGGCCGGGCCGGGUUUUAAAACACUGAUAUCAGCAACAUGAUCUAUGUUGCUGAAAAUAUAGUAUCAGCAACCUA
Molecule: messenger RNA, 1457 nt
Organism: Rubroshorea leprosula
Lineage: Eukaryota; Viridiplantae; Streptophyta; Magnoliopsida; Malvales; Dipterocarpaceae
Source: the annotation of a GenBank genome assembly